This is a messenger RNA of Aaosphaeria arxii CBS 175.79, 1790 nucleotides long. RefSeq names its product Trimethyllysine dioxygenase. Gene Ontology annotation, molecular function: iron ion binding; trimethyllysine dioxygenase activity. The record is from RefSeq and is a predicted model, not a curated record. NCBI's taxonomy places the organism in Eukaryota, Fungi, Ascomycota, Dothideomycetes, Pleosporales. Gene Ontology annotation, biological process: carnitine biosynthetic process. Bases 191 to 1597 code for a protein of 468 amino acids. The transcript is spliced from 10 exons. Gene Ontology annotation, cellular component: mitochondrion.
GCCGAGCUUCUACUUCCACUUGCCCUUUCUCGUACCACCAAUCCACUCACCCCUCACUACGCAGAGCAAUUGAAACUCUUCUAUCUUUAUUUCUCUUUUUCUUUUGUGAGGAUAAGAACGGUCGUUUGUCACCUUGUACAUAGUCAUUGGGAAUACAUUUUUGCUGGCCAACACAUCAUUACGACUCAAUAUGCGGUCUAUGGUAGCAGCAAGACGAGCAGUCCGCCAAAGCAACUUCUUGCGUCCGACAAACCAGGCUCUGUCCACUACGACAAUUGCGCCUGUGAGCUCUUGUACUCAAUUAAGACGGGUAUCGGAUGUCUCAAAGAGGAUUCCUUUGCCCCGUGUGACCUCAGCUGUUCCGAACGCGAAACGUCAGUUUGCGACAUUGGAGCGAGGGGUUCGUGAGGACGUCAUACUUGCCGAUAAUCUUUAUCAAAACGUCGAUAUCAAAGUGACUAACAAUCAUGUCCAAGUCGACGGAAAGGAAGUUCCCAAUAUCUGGUUGAGAGACAACUGCCAGUGCCACGAAUGUAUCCAUGAAGCUACUCGACAACGUCUCCUUGAUACUUUCAACAUACCCAAGGAUCUUGCAAUUGACUCCGCCGAAGUGGGCACUGACCAAAGCGUCAAUAUCACAUGGAACGACGGCCACCAAAGUGUUCUUCCUGGUUCAUUACUGAGAUCAGUAGCUGGCGAUGCAGAAUCACGAUCUACUAUCCGUCAAGGACUCACGAAGACGAGUCUAUGGGACAGCACGAUAUCAAAGAAUCCACCACUUGUAUCCGCAGCCGACAUCAACCAGGGCACUGGCCUCGAAGACCUUGUCAUCAAGAUCCGCGAGCACGGAUUCUGCUACGUCGAGAUUCCCUCAAGCGAUGGCCGAGACCCGGACUUCCUCCUCCAAACCACGCAAGAUGUGCUCAAGAAGAUCGCCUUCAUCCGCGAGACGCACUACGGCGGCUUCUACGACUUUACCGCGGACCUCGCCUCGGCGGACACCGCGUACACCAACAUCGCGCUCGAAGCCCAUACCGACAACACCUACUUCUCCGACCCGGCGGGACUCCAGGCCUUCCACUUGAUAUCGCACACCGACGGCGAGGGCGGCGCCUCCCUGCUCGUCGAUGGCUUCAAAGCCGCUGCCGACCUGCAGAAACAGGAUCCGAAAGCAUACGACAUUCUCUCUGACGUGAACGUUUACGCCCACGCUUCAGGCAACGAUGGCAUCUCAAUCCAGCCGUACCGCGGAUUCCCCGUGCUCGAGCAUGACCCCGCGACUGGGAGGUUGCUGCGCGUGCGCUGGAACUCGUCCGACCGCGCGGGCAUCGAGCUGCCGAUCGAGAGGGUCGAGGAGUGGUACGAUGCGGCGCGCAAGUUCAACGAUCUGCUGAAGUUGAAGGAGAAUGAGUAUUGGGAGCAGCUUGUCCCGGGCAGGAUUCUGAUCUUUGAUAAUUGGAGGGUUAUGCAUGGGCGCAGUUCGUUCACGGGGAAGAGGAGGAUCUGUGGAGCUUAUAUCAAUCGCGAUGAUUGGCUUUCUAGAUUCAAGAUCGCGAGGUUUGGGCAGGAUGGUGUGCUCAAGGAACUGGGUGUGUAAGACAGAUGUUUGGAUUCGUAUAUACUUGCGUCUGUCUCGAGUCAUGCCAGGCACUCGGGAACCGUCUGAUAGUCCUCACAGUCUCAGCCACUCGUAUCUAAGACUGGUGAAAUCAGAAAACCCUGAUUGGAUGUUUCGCAUCACAUACUCUGCAUAUCAAUACAUGACAAACUUGAGACAAAUAGUCUCAUUA